Messenger RNA from Osmerus eperlanus (European smelt), 2656 nucleotides. It is a transcript of the gene rnf214, whose product is annotated as ring finger protein 214. The transcript is spliced from 16 exons. The coding region runs from base 164 to 1885 and encodes 573 amino acids. Lineage: Eukaryota; Metazoa; Chordata; Actinopteri; Osmeriformes; Osmeridae. The record is from RefSeq and is a predicted model, not a curated record. Gene Ontology annotation, molecular function: ubiquitin-protein transferase activity.
GGAAGUACUGCUUUAGUUUCUUACUAGACCCAAGGUUAGACACUCGCACAGAUAUUUUGGCUGUGACUUUGUUCAUCUUUAUGCUGUUGGAGCUAAUACCUACAAGUGUUGUCGGAAAAGGAAACACAUUUUGGUAUAAUCAGGAUUAAAACAAUACAAACAAAUGGACAAUAUCGACUGGGGGUCGGCUGUAGAUGAUGAGUUGACAAAUGCUGCAGGAUUCCACGAGCAAACGUGGUCAGACCCCACCACUACUAAGUGGUCUAAUGGCUUUAGCUCGACUGCGGUUGACGAGAUCGACACAUUUGCCGGCGGAGAUGGACUCAACGUUCCUCACACAACCUGGAAGGGUCGGAUACACGAGGAACAAGGCAUUCAGACUGAAGACUGGACCACAGACAGAGAGGUGAACACAGAGCCAAACUGGGAGUCGUUGAUGCAAGCUGUGAAGGACUGCAGCUCUGUCCUGGCCAGACACUACGAGGAGCUCCAGAAGCAGUAUAAAGAGGCGGAGGCCGAGCACAGCAGCCAAGUAGACGGCUUGAAGCAGAAGAACGAAGAGAGCAAACGGCAGCAGCAGGCCGUUUUGGACAAGAUCGAAUCGGUGCACGUGAAGCUGCAGCUGAACUGCAGCAAGACGACCCGCAAGAACUUUGCCGUCAAGAAGCAGGAGCUUAAUGCGGAGAGAAGCAGAAUGGAGGAGGAGAAGAGCAGACUGACCCAGGAGUUGGAGGAGACCAACAAGAAACUGAGCCUCCUUACAGAAGAACAAGGCGAGGAGAAGCAGACCUGGGCGCGGGAGCUGUCCGAGCUCAACACGGAGAUGGGGCGCCUCCACAGAGAGGCCGAGGAGGCCGGCCUCGCUGCCCUGAGGGACGAGAUGGCUGCCUUGGAGGUGUAUAGGGACAUGUCCCUGUCACAAGUGAACGACUGGUUGAAGGAAGCCAGGCAAUACACUGACACCAUCCGGAUGGAUCCGUCCAAGCAGCACGAGAGGCUGAGGUGGGAGCAGAUCCAAGCGGAGGUGCACGGCAGUCUCGUGGGCCUCCAGAACCAGUUCAAGGAUCAUCUUCAGCUGCUGCAAAGUGGCCACAAGUUAGAGAGCCUUCUCACGGUCAACCUGCCGGACCUUCCCCACAUCCCUACGGUGGAACUGGUAAUCAGUCAGAUGGUCUUGUCACCCAGACUCCCUGUGCAGCAUUUCCAGAUGGGACCCCCCAUGACGAUGCCCUUCGCCCCCCAGCACCUUCCAUCCUUCCCAGCCCCUGCCAGGGUGACCCCUCCACUCGCCCCGUCCCCAUCCCCCUCUCAUUCCCCUGGCGCCAGCCUCCCAGCGGUGCCCCCUCCCUCCCAGCCCUCUGCCCAGCCCCCCCCGCCCAGUAACCCCCCACCCGCCGGCAAACUGGACAAGCUGCUGGAGAAACUGGGGGCCAGGUUUCCACUCUGCACCAGGGCCCAGCUCAUGUCUGUGUUGCAGCACAUCAAGGUGUCCCGAGGCACCAUGGCCGGCAUGUCCAUGGAGGAGGUCACCCAGCAGGUGGCGCUGAGGCUGGAACAGAACGAGCGAGCGCUCCAGGGACCCACCGGGCCUCCUUUCGCAGCCAGGGGCUUUCCUGGCCCGCCAACCCCAAUCCAACGCCCCCCAGGCCCCAUCCAGAGACCCAUGGCCCCUCAGCAAAGACCCGCGGUAGCGCAAGUCUUCAACACCAGGCCGCCUCAGCCUGCGUCUCACAGCAGUCGUAAACUGUGUCUCAUGUGCCAAAACCAAGUGGAGGCGGUCAAUCAGCACAUCAUGAGCUGCAAUCACACCGUACACAAGGAGUGCAUCAGUGUGUGGCUGCAGUCCAGCAAAAACAACUCCUGCCCCUUCUGCCCAGCUAAAUGAAACGGCCCUUGAAAGAAAGAGAGAAAUGAAACAUUCCCUUUAUUGACUGUUGAAUAAAGACAACUUUGAUUUAAGUUUGACGUUUGAUCCCGAAGGUCUAUACACUGGUUCAAAGGGAUUUUACUUACUUGAGAUAAGCUUGUUUUUGCGUCUUUUUUUUUGUGACAUCCUUUACAUUGUGAGCUUUACAUGUUUAUAUUAAAAUCUACACAAUGUGGUGUGUUCAUUUGAGUUGCAUACAAAUUGAUUUUUUUUUAUCAUUUCAUUUUCCUUCCAGAUGGAGGAAUUGUACUGAUAACUAGACAGGGUGCAAUGUCUGGUGAAAUUGUGAAGUGUGCUUGCGGCCACUGCAACAACUGAGGAAGUUUGUUUCACUAUAUUACCUCCAAACCUAUUCAGUUAAUGUCAAAUGUCCAUAAUGUGCAAAUCUGUUUCAUAUCUAUAUUGAAAUCUUAUCUUCUAUCUUAAUUGAUCAGUCCCAUAAGGCAGAAAUGAUAUGCUACAUUAAAAUGUAACUUUAAAAACUUUACUUUACACUGCACUUUAAAGAUGUAGCAAAAGAAUGCUCAGAACACUUUAAAGAUGUUUUCAACAUAUUCAGUGUGACGAGACGAAAGCUUUCAUCCAAAAGCAACUUGGAGGAUGUGAACCCCAAACCUCAUGAUCUGCAGCCAAACACUCUAACCACUGAGCUGUCCUGUGCCUUCCUGAAUCCCAGAUCUGGACAGUCACACUUCCUCAUAAUCACCCACUUAUUUGUGAAACCACAUC